AUGGAAUCAGACCGUCCCACUGCCCCUGUCUCACCCAGAUCUCCUGUCCGACGGAGACCCCAAGCCUGCGAGAGGUGUCGGAAACGCAAGCAGAAGGUCUUGGCCGAUGACCCACGUGCGACCGACUUUUACCGGCAUGCACGGCCUGCGCCGAGGCUGCAGUCCCAUGCGGUGCUCGCAGAGUACCUCUGGGAGCCAGCACAGAAGAAGGGAGCGGCAUUUCCCAUGCUGCUCUACGUUGAGUCGCUUAAGAGGAAGUCGGAUGAAUUGGACAGUCAGGUUCGACGACUACGCGCACGCCUGGGCGGUGAUACGUCUGUUGAGACGCAUCACACGCCUACGCAACCUAUGGAUUCUACACAACCGCCUGAUUUUUCUGACCAAACACCCAUGUCCGAUCAUACCGAAAGAUCGGUCCAAGCUGCCAUGGGGGAGAUUGGAUUUUUGUCUCGCAGUGCCAUGGCCGAGCCAAGGGACGAAACUCGAGCUUUUCCACAAGAGUUAGCGAUGAACAAUAUGGUUCACGCCGCUCUUGCAGUUCCAGACACGCCCUCGCUACUACACUCAUGUGUUACUGAUAGUCGACGAUUAUUCAGCUCGAGAGUGCAUGGCACCGACAUACUGACUCGGGAUAUUGCAACGCCUUAUCUGGAAAUUUUCCUAGACCAUCUAGGGAUGAUGUUUGUGCACAUUGACUCAGCGGAGACAAAGGAGCAUUUCUUUGCGUUCUUUGAUACCUCAACAGAAGGGUCUAGCGAUGAGACUUCUACAGAUUCAAGUUCUGCAUACAGGCAUUUUCAAGUCUACAUGAUAGUGGCUAUCGGAAUGAUGCUUUCUCCUGAUCCAGGUAUUCACCUGCUUGCAAUCAACGUAUACAACAUAGCGCGGGAAAAGCUUCAUACCAUUAUGGAAUCCUGUGACAAUCUCACGACACUUCAUUGUAUGAUACUGCUAGUCUUUAAUUCAACGCUCAGUCCUUUUGGAGGAUCCACCUGGCAUCUCCUCGGGCUCGCAAUGAAUAAAUCCAUCCUGCUUAGGCUUCACAAAGAGCCUAAUCUGGAAUCCGGCAUAUCAGCCGAAGAGAUGAAUCGCAGGAGAAAUAUUUUCUGGAGUCUCUACACAAUUGAUCGGAUACUGGGGUGUGUGAUGGACCGGCCUUUUAGUAUCCAGGACGAUGAUAUAUCUCUCAAGUCCCCAAUCCUUGGCACGACUCCUAAUGGCGCAUUUAACUACUAUGUAGUGAUGCACGCCAGGUUGAUGUCGUCCAUGCGUAACUCUCCACAUCAACGCCCGGUCUUCUAUUAUACCAAUAUAUGCCACUGGCGACAUAUGGUGACAACUUCAAAAGAAAUUCCUGACACAGGAGUCAUUCCUUCCGUCUCUGUCAAACAACUCACAUGCAGGGCGUUGAUCCAGCUUGUCAAGCUUGGGGGCUUUAUAAGUUCUAGAGACAGUGUGAUGGGCGAUGGUCAGACGAUUAAACAAGACGCAAUCUCAACUUGCCAAGAAUACAUAAAUGAGGAGUAUCGUCGCUCAGAGCAGGGGUUGUUCUCUGGGUCUUUCAUUGUUGGCCUCGACAUUUUCUCCGCAGGUGUAAUUGGAAUCUUGCUUCCAUUGACAUCAAUGCUAAGGGCACCUUCUCUGGACCCCAAUCUCGGUAAUAAAUGCACUUCAUUGUUGACAAUACUUGGAGAACGGUUUAAAUCUCUUAAAGCACUGUGCAGAGUUAUUUGGGUUUUGUCCAAUGUUGCUUUGCAAGGCUGGAUCGACGAGUCGAUACUCGAUGAUUUCCCAGAAACUAUUCCCGACGGGAUAUACACGAUGAUUGUGGAAUUUCUCCGACAGGCGCAUGUGGAUUUGAAACCUAUUUCAAUGGGUGCCUGCUUCCUACCAGAAUACCUAGUGUCUUCAUUUGACAAAGCAAGUAUCAUGGCGCCCGGAAUCAUCGAAACCCCUUCCUCGGCUGGUCAGUCGACCUCCAGCUCCAAGUCUACCGUCUACGCCCUUGACACAUUUCAUCCCAAGGCUAUAUCACACGCCGAAACACUCUUCAACGUCAUUCAUCCCCAUGACGAGGAUUUCAAGAACUGGAGGCAAAAUGCUAGGGCCUUGCUCGUGCGGGGUUCCUACGUCACGGCCGACGAUAUCGCCAGCUGCCCGAAUUUGGUCGCCAUUGGCAAGCAAGGCGUGGGGAUUGAUAAAAUCAACCAAGAGGCUUGCGCUGAACGAAACAUCAAAAUCCUCAACACACCUGGAGCCAAUGCUCGCGACGUUGCCGAGCUCGUCGUUACCCUCGCCCUGUCCGUAGCACGAGGCAUCCGAUCGAUUACCACCCGUCAGAUGGUCAAGCCGGUACCAAAGGAGACCUGCAAUGGGUUGACUUUGUAUCAAAGAACUGUCGGAAUUAUCGGCAUGGGUAACAUCGGAAAGACCGUGGCGGAAAUCUUUCGAGGCGGGUUCGACGCUAAAAUCAUUGCUUACGAUGCAUAUAUGCCGGAUAAUGCUUGGCCGCAUAUUCCUCACACCCGAGCGACGAACAUCGAUGAAGUCUUGACCGGCGCCGAUAUUCUGUCUCUACAUGUUCCGCUCACCCACGAGACUCGAAAUAUGAUCUCUUACCCACAACUUCGGAGCAUGAAGCCCGACGCUAUUGUGAUUAAUGCGGCUCGAGGCGGGAUUGUCAACGAGGCCGAUCUGACAACGGUGUUGUCGGAAGGACAUUUAUGGGGCGCGGGUCUUGACUGUCACGAACAAGAACCACCAAGCCAUGAGAAUUAUGGCGCUCUGUGGGAGAAUCUGAAUGUUAUCAGCACGCCGCACAUCGGGGCCGCAACUACGCGAGCGCAAGUCGCAAGCGCCACGGCGGCCGUGGACAAUCUGUACCAUUACUUGGCUGAGUUGUAA
Aspergillus affinis is the source of this 2904-nucleotide messenger RNA. RefSeq names its product D-isomer specific 2-hydroxyacid dehydrogenase. The transcript has 7 exons. Gene Ontology annotation, cellular component: cytosol. Gene Ontology annotation, molecular function: NAD binding; DNA binding; hydroxypyruvate reductase [NAD(P)H] activity. The record is from RefSeq and is a predicted model, not a curated record. The coding region runs from base 1 to 2904 and encodes 967 amino acids. Lineage: Eukaryota; Fungi; Ascomycota; Eurotiomycetes; Eurotiales; Aspergillaceae. Gene Ontology annotation, biological process: DNA-templated transcription.